Molecule: messenger RNA, 1986 nt
Organism: Eublepharis macularius
Lineage: Eukaryota; Metazoa; Chordata; Lepidosauria; Squamata; Eublepharidae
Product: fetuin-B-like
Exons: 7
Coding region: 63-1490 (475 amino acids)
Biological process (GO): negative regulation of endopeptidase activity; binding of sperm to zona pellucida
Cellular component (GO): extracellular region
Molecular function (GO): metalloendopeptidase inhibitor activity; cysteine-type endopeptidase inhibitor activity
Source: RefSeq, a predicted model, not a curated record
UCAAACCCCUGCUCUUCCUGGCUGGCUCUGGACUCCCUCCUCACUCCCCAGCCAUUUCCAGAAUGGCAUUCCUCAUUUCCCUUCUGAUUGGGAUCCAAAUCUUGUGCUCCCUGGCUGUUUCUCCACCUCAUCCAGAACUUCCGCCGCCACCUCCUGACCGGUUGAUUUCCCCACCAUGUAACAGUUCGUCGAUAAAAGCCGUUGCAGAUCUGGCCCUUGAAAAGCUCAAUGCAGACCGCAGAGAAGGCUAUGUGCUUGGACUCCAGCGAAUCUUCGAUGUCCGUCAACUUCAGUGGCAAGGCACCGGCUUUGUCUAUUAUCUCAUUCUGGAUGUACUGGAAACUAAAUGCCAUGUCCUGAGCCGGAAAUCCUGGAAAGACUGCGAGUUUAGACUUGAACAUGAGACAGUCUACGGACAGUGCAAAGCAACCUUUUACAUCAACAAGCCGUGGAGAAUUCUUCACUUAUACAACUAUGACUGCGCUUUACGCCCACUCCCAGCGACUGAAAUUGUAAGAAUUUGUCCCGACUGCCCAACCCCUGAGGAUCCAACUCAGCCCAAGAUUUGGGAGGCAGCUACUUUGACUCUUGCCAAAUUCAACAAAGAAAGCAACCAAACUCAUUACUUUAACAUCCGCAAUGUCAGCAGAGCAAGCUCACAGUGGGUGGUCGGUCCUUCAGAGUUUGUAGAGUAUGUUAUCCAGGAGACAACCUGUUCCAAAAGCCAGGCUGCGGCUGACCUCUCCAAGUGCCUGUUCCUCCCAGAUGAAACUGCCGAGGUGGGUUUAUGCCAAGGCUCCGUCAUAGACAGCCAGAUUGAACAUCGAAAGUUUAUCACAGUAAGCUGUGAAAUCUUCCACUCUCAGCCACCGGUCACUGAGGGACAACCGAUGGGCAACAGGCAACGCAGACACCACGAUGAUGAUGAAAGCCCUGAGGAAGAGGGUCAUUCCAAGCAUAGAAGGAAAGGACACCGCAAUCCCCACCGUCCGCAUCAUCACCCCCACAACCACCACCAUCACAAGCAUCACAAACAUCACAAGAAUCACUCCCGUGAUCACACAGAAGAAGAGCAGAACCCUCCCCCUUCUGACACUUUUGAGAUUUCGACGGAUCUGGGAAAGACAGUGGGCCGGGUGACAGUCCUUCCACCGUCUAAAACUCAUGUGUCUCUCCACUCCUUACCAGAAAUUGGAGCUGAGCGAUUAGACGGUAUCCCCGUUCCUCCAGAAUCACAGCAGCCCAAACCCAACCCCAGCCUGCCGAAUAUACACAGUGCACCUGAGGGAAGCCGUCCACCGAGCAAACCAGGCUUGACCAAGCCAGCUACGCCAGUUGCCCCGCCUCCAUUCCCGGCUGGGUUUUCGGAAUCAGACACUUGUCCGGGAGAAAUCCUAGUCUUCACUUAUGGCCUUGAGCCUUUACUGCCCAAAAGGCCGGUUAAAGUGUCACCAGCAGGGCCCCCUGAAUUCCAAGCUAAAGAAAAGUGAAACAUUGGAAGGCCGUACAAAAAUGGACCACCAUCUUAGAGGAUAGCAUGGUUAGGGGGAGGUAAGAGAGAGUGGGCCUUGGGAUUUUUCAUUACAAAAUGUCAAGGUCUCUCAUUUGAUAUUAAAUCAAGUCAGAGCACCAGAAGAAAUUCCCUGGUACAAGUCAACAAAUGAUCGGUGCAGUCAGGUAGCAUUUUUCCAACUCAGUUCUUGCGUCUGUGUUUCCUGGGUUGUUGUGUCUUGUUGGGGACACAGUAGACUUAGGCUGAUUCCGCACACGUUGGAUAAUGCACUUUCAAUGCACUUUAUCAAUUGUCUGAGGUGGAUUUUUUUUGUUCCGCGCACAAAAAAAUCCGUUCCAAAUGAUCUAUAAAGAAGAUUGGAAGUGCAUUAUCCAACGUGUGCGGAAUCACUCAUAGUGGGUGGGGGGGCAUUUCUCUCUUGUGAUAUUCAUGCCUAACUGAUUUGUGAUUAAAGUAAGGGAAUCUAAUUUUUA